AUGUGUGAAAUCACCCUGUUAGGUUCCAAGCAAUUGCUGACACGCGCGAGGAAGCGAGAACAGCUGCUUGAUCACACGACGCCUGCCGGGCGAGUAGAGAUUGCGGCGGUAGUUGCUGCUUGGGAGAUGGCAAAGGAGUUUGCCGGGAAAGAAGUAGAAGUGAGAGCUGAAGCAAAGGUUCUAAGGCACAAGCGCAUUUUGCAAGUGCAGGAAAACCAGGCUAUGUUAAAGGCCGUUACAGAUGCAUAUGGCAAGCUCAACGAGGCUGAAACCUCGAGUGCCGAAAACCUGGCGACCAAGGCCGAGGAGUGCGAGAGCAACGAACCUUUGGUAAGUGCUUUGGAUCGCAUCUCUUCAAAGAAGGAUUUGCAGGUAGAAAACCUUCAGACAAGCAUCGACCCAACAGGCCACGUCCGGGUUACCAAGACUAUGCAGAAGCUUGAGAUGCCACAUCAUUCUGAAGGUUACAGGCGCCUGCUUAAAGUGGAGGCGCACGCCUGGCUCUGCAUGAGCGCGCGAUUCAAGGCCAAGGCGUGGUUGCAAGGCUUGCAGCUUGAUGACUUCACUAAGUUUGUUGAGUACGUGCUGGGUGAUAGAGUUGGCAACUGGCAACUUGAAAUUGCCCACUGCCACCGGGCGCAGUUUAAUCGGCCGCCGUGGAACAUUGUCUUGAGUUAUGAAUAUAAGCUGAGGGUUGAGGCUUUCAAGAGGAUUACUGAGGACGGAUUCACCAUAUCUGAGGCCCUCCGGGCCGUCCGUGAGGACACAUCCUUGAAAGAAUCGUACUUUACGACACCUUUGGCCCUUCACACUGCCAGCACGCCAAGCAAGUUCCGCAAGGGAAAUCACAAGGGAAAAGACAAGACCCAUUUCACGGCAGGCGAGGGCAAGAAUGGAAAGGGCAAGGGCCACAUCAUUCUCGCCAACGGCAAGCAGCUGGCCCUAGUGUCCGUCACGACAGACGGAAGACAGCUGUGUUUCGCCUUCAAUCAUCAAGGGUGUACCGACCCGAAGUGCACCCGCGUGCAUCUGUGCCGUGUCGCAGGUUGUUUUGGAGAUCACGAGUCGGCGGAGAGGGUGGUCUCGCCGUCUGGGCAUGGUACUCUGACGGCGACGCUUCGGCUGCCGCCGGGGCAGUAG
Molecule: messenger RNA, 1140 nt
Organism: Symbiodinium sp. CCMP2456
Lineage: Eukaryota; Dinophyceae; Suessiales; Symbiodiniaceae
Source: the annotation of a GenBank genome assembly